Messenger RNA from Funneliformis geosporum, 432 nucleotides. Lineage: Eukaryota; Fungi; Glomeromycota; Glomeromycetes; Glomerales; Glomeraceae. The record is from the annotation of a GenBank genome assembly.
AUGCCAAAAAAUACAUAUUUUAUAAAAGAAAAUUACAAAAAAGUAGAGGAAGUUAGGGAAAUAGAAAAUGAAGUUCCGAAUUAUGAAGAGUUUUUAAAGAAUUAUAAUUCUGAUGAGAAAGUAAGCGAUAGUUAUGAGAAUGAGCUAAAUUCUUAUAGUGAUAUUGGAGUUAAUUUUCAUUCAAGUUAUUGGCAUCAUACGCCUGGGUGCGGAAGUAGAUUACAAGUAUCUAACAAGGCUCGAAUUAGGUGUAGUGGUUGCUCAUUUAAUUGUGAUUUAAAAGAUUAUUAUUUUGCUUGUUCCAGUCAUCGUGGAGAUUACAGAACAAUGGAUCGUAAUUCCUUUAAUAAAGCCUUGGGUAUUGCUCUUCAAAAUGAAGAUUGUAGUCAAGUAAUGGUCGACUUGUCAAUGUUUUUAGUUAACCAUCGGUAA